AACCUGUAUUCUCCAAAGUGUCAUAGCUUUCAGUUUCUGGACUACCAAUCUCUUUGAUAUUUCCGAUCCCCUCUUUUUUGCUUCAAGAAUAGCCAUGGGUAUUCGUUUGCGUUCGAUGAUUCCUCAAUCCAAGCAGAUUGUCAGAUUACAAUCUUUUCUUAUACGAAACCAGUUAUCCACUACAACACCGGUUCCAAAAGGCCACUGUGUCGUUUACGUGGGAGAAACAGAAAUGAAAAGGUUUGUGGUUCCUGUUUCUUACUUGAACCAUCCUUCAUUCCAAAUUCUACUUAGUCGUGCUGAGGAAGAAUUUGGGUUUGAUCAUCCGAUGGGAGCUCUGACAAUUCCAUGCAAAGAAGCUGCUUUCCUAGAUCUCACAUCUCGUUUGAACGCUUCAUGAAGGAGGGAGAACAAAGUGCCGUAUUGACUUAAUCACACCAGUUUCAAGUUUAUGUUCAUCUAACAAUAUUUUUUAGAAGAGGGUUUUUUCCCAAUCCAUGUAUAAAAACUUCUUUUCUUUAUGUAACUGACUGGGCAGAGAAACAGAAAAGACUCUCCCACUGAAAAUUAAAGAAACUUUUCCUUUCAAUCCAA
Messenger RNA from Papaver somniferum (opium poppy), 594 nucleotides. RefSeq names its product auxin-responsive protein SAUR21-like. NCBI's taxonomy places the organism in Eukaryota, Viridiplantae, Streptophyta, Magnoliopsida, Ranunculales, Papaveraceae. Bases 95 to 400 code for a protein of 101 amino acids. Gene Ontology annotation, biological process: response to auxin. The record is from RefSeq and is a predicted model, not a curated record. The transcript has a single exon.